This is a messenger RNA of Hemicordylus capensis (graceful crag lizard), 2181 nucleotides long. Its product is annotated as solute carrier family 2, facilitated glucose transporter member 11-like. The transcript is spliced from 12 exons. Lineage: Eukaryota; Metazoa; Chordata; Lepidosauria; Squamata; Cordylidae. Gene Ontology annotation, molecular function: hexose transmembrane transporter activity. Gene Ontology annotation, biological process: monosaccharide transmembrane transport. The record is from RefSeq and is a predicted model, not a curated record. Gene Ontology annotation, cellular component: membrane. The coding region runs from base 281 to 1777 and encodes 498 amino acids.
CCCAUUUCUUUCCGUAGCCCAGGGGCGUCCACAAAAGUGACCCCGUUUCCCAUUAUUUCAUUGGCCGGGGGAGUCCAUUGUUGGCUGAUCUAUUUAAUCCAACCGCUCCACAUUUCUGCACAGAUGACAACAUUUGUGCAUUAAUUGAAAAUCGGCCCAUUAAAAUUUAACCCCAGUUAAAUUGUGCCAAAGGGGCUGUGCAUCAUCCUUUCGAGAGGAAGAAGCUGCUGACCGUCAUUCAUUCAUUGGAGAGAAGGAUCCGCUGACCAGCAGCUCAGAGAUGGCUGGCUUCUUCUCUGACCUGAUCCAGUACCGGGGGCUGUUUCAAAUGAUCGUGGUGCUAGGAAUUGGUGGCAGCUUCCCCUAUGGGUUCCAUAUAUCUGUGAUCAACUAUCCCUCCCUGCAUAUUCGAAAUUUUAUCAACGGCACUUGGAUCGAACGGCACGGCUUCCCACUCUCUCAGGAGACCACUCUCCUCUUGUGGUCCUUCAUUGUGUCUGUCUAUGGCAUCGGAGGCCUGCUGGGAAGCGUCUGCUGUGGGUACCUGACAACAAAAUAUAGGAAGAAGAAAUGUCAGAUGUUCACCAACUUGAUUAUGUUGGCUGCUGCCGUGUCCAUGGGCUUCAGCAAGAUGGCCAGGUCCUUUGAGAUGAUCCUCUUUGGACGCCUUCUCUAUGGAAUCGGCAUUGGAUUUUCCUUUAACAUACACCCUCAAUACGUAGGGGAGAUUUCACCCAAGAAGCUGCGGGGAUUUACAAGUGCUACAGUGGCUGUUUUUUUGACUCUAGGGAAGGUCUCAGGACAAAUCAUUGGCCUCGGGGAAAUGUUAGGGGGUGAAUCCGUGUGGCCCUUACUGCUGGCCUUCAGUGGUGUCACAGCUGUGAUCCAGCUCCUUGCUCUGCCUUGCUUCCCUGACUCUCCAUCUUACCUCCUGAUUCAGAAGGGCAACAAGGAAGCCUUCAUGAAAGCUAUCCAGCAGCUCUGGGGCGAAGGCGACCACCAAGCCGAGAUCGAGGACCUCAAGAAGGAGAAGGAAUCCAUGGCGGGCACCAAAAGCCUGCGCGUCCUUGAGAUCCUCAAGACCCGGUCCCUGCGCUGGCAGCUGUACGUGGUGAUCGUCCUCAUGACCACGCUGCAGCUUUGUGGCAUCAAUGCAAUCUACUUCUACUCUUUUGAGGUUUUCCGCACGGCCCAGUUCGAAGAAGACCUCAUCCCCUACGUCUCGCUGGGCGUCGGGAUGUGCGAGUUCCUCUCCUCCAUCUUGUGUAGUUCCCUGAUCGAGCGCUUUGGACGGAGGCUGCUGCUCUGGGGUGGGUACGCCGCCAUGGCUGUGGUGCUUGCCCUCCUCACCCUGACCCUCUCGCUCCAGCACCGCUUCUUCUGGAUGCAUUACUUCAGCGUCAUCCUCGUCUUCCUCUUUGUCCUCUGCUACGGGAUUGGGCCUUCCGGGGCCACAGUGACCGUGAUGGUCGAAAUCUUCAGCCAGACCUUCCGCCCGUCGGCCUUCGUGAUUGUGGGGUUUUUCAACUGGGCGGGUCUCUUUCUGCUGGGGAUGAUCUUUCCGUUCAUUGUGGAAUAUCUUGGCCCUUUCUGCUUCCUGGUAUUCAUGGGAAUCCUGGCUGUCUCCGCCAUUUUCAUCUACCUGUUCCUCCCGGAAACGAAGGGGAAAUCCAUCAUGGACAUCACCGUGGAGUUUAAUAAGUUAAACUAUGGGAAACAAGCCUUCUCCACAGAAAACCACGUCCCUAAAGAAACUGUCCUUUGCACCAGGCUCUGAUUCUCCAAAGGCAGCAUCUACAGGAGGGGGACCUUGGCCAUGCCGGCCAUGCAGAUGCAACCGUGACACUCACCCAAGUGCAGCCUUUGAGUUCCUUGCACAGUCCUGCUAUAGCUUUGCAGGAAGCCACAGCCAGUGAAUGCUGCAUGUUUACACCCCGUUUGCCAGGAGAUACUGAGCUGGGAGCUGCUGCCUGCCUGGGCCAUCCUUUCUCUUGGUGCCACAAAAGGGCAGCUAACCUGUUCCAAGGCCACCAAAGGCAACUCAUUAUCUGCUGCGUGUGUCCCCAGGAGCCACCUGAAGUCGAGAAACAUCUGGACUAGCCCUCCUCAAGAGGAACCUUCGCCAGCUUCAGCAGCAUCCACAUUCUGCAGUGGGGGGGGGCAGGGGGAGGUGUGGCACAA